UUUAGGCUCAACCUUCAGCCCAAGUUUCUCUUCGGUCCCCAGCCCGCAUCUGCCUUAUCUCCCCUCUUCUUUCCGCACUCUCCCAGGCUCCCUCACCAACCUCUCCCUCCGCGGCUCCAUCUCCCCCUCCUCCACGCCGACCUCGUCCACCUCGCCGUCACCCUUGCGAGCUUCCUCUCGCUGUCUCGACAGCCCACCUCGACUCCUGGAACCAAUUAAACUUCGGGAAAUUUCAGCUCAAAUGGUUCUCAGCUUCACCGAACCUCUGGAAAAUGCCCAUGACCACUUUGCUUCUCAGGUUUAUCGAAUCUCUGGUUUUCUGGUGGUUUUCUUAAAAUUUUGAGUUACCCAUUUGGAGUAAUGUAUAAAAUACCAAAUAUUUUGACCCAUCUGACAAGAAAUUUGCAAUCUUUGUUAAAACCCCACUGUUUUGCAAUUUUGUCAGCUGGGUAUUUUAAGGAUGUUAGUGAUAGAGUGUUGAAUGAUAAAGGGUCAGAGUCAGAAAAUGAGUGGGAGAAGAUUCUUAAGCCCUUUGACCUCAAUGAACUUAGGAAGUCACUUGUUCAAAUCACUCCAAUUCAACUUUGUAAGUUGCUUCAACUUCCACUCGAUGUGCCCUCGUCGAUGGAGAUAUUUGAGUUGGUUGGCGCCCAGAAGGGGUAUUGCCAUUCUUUUGAUGUGUACUAUGUGUUAAUUGAUAAGCUCGGGGCAGCCGGGGAAUUUAAAAUUAUAGAUAGGUUGUUGAUGCAGAUUAAAGAGAAGGGGUUUAAUUUUAGUGAGUCCCUUUUCAUUAUGAUUAUGAAGUAUUAUGGGAGGGCUGGUUUGCCCGGACAAGCGACCAGGCUGCUUUUAGACAUGAGAGGUGUUUAUUCAUGUGAACCGACUUUUAGAUCUUAUAAUGUUGUAUUGGAUAUACUUGUGGCUGGGAAUUGCCCAAAGGUUGCUCCCAAUGUCUUCUAUGACAUGUUGAGUAGGGGUAUCUCUCCCAAUGUUUACACAUUUGGAGUGGUUCUGAAAGCACUUUGUAUGGUUAAUGAGGUGGAUUCCGCUUGCUCGCUUCUAAAAGACAUGACGAAGCAUGGUUGUGUGCCAAAUUCAGUGGUUUACCAGACUCUAAUACAUGCACUCUCCAAGAAUAAUCAAGUGAAUGAUGCAUUGAGACUUUUGGAGGAAAUGUUUUUGAUGGGUUGUACACCUGAUGUUCAGACUUUCAAUGAUAUUAUCCAUGGUCUUUGCAAGGUCAAUCGGAUUCAUGAGGCAGCAAGAUUGGUUGAUCGGAUGCUUCUCCGGGGGUUUACUCCUGAUGAUGUGACUUAUGGAGUUUUAAUGCAUGGAUUAUGCAGAACAGGGCAAGUUGAUGAAGCAAAGGCAUUGUUGAACAAAGUGCCUUCCCCAAAUAUUGUGCUUUUCAAUACCUUGAUUAAUGGUUAUGUUAUGAGUGGACGGUUUGAUGAAGCCAAAGCUGUUCUAUAUGAUGGUAUGUUAGGUAAUGGCUGCGACCCUGAUGUAUAUACAUUUAACAUACUGAUUCAUGGGCUCUGCAAGAAGGGCUGUUUGAGUUCUGCUCGUGAAUUGGUCAGUGAGAUGGAAAUUAAGGGCUGCAAGCCUAAUGUAAUAACUUACACCAUAAUGAUCGAUGGGUUCUGCAAGGAGGGCCAACUGGAGGAAGCUAGUGAUGUUUUAAAUGAGAUGUCAUACAAGGGACUAAGUCUGAAUAUCAUGGGAUACAAUCGUCUAAUUUCUGCUCUAUGCAAGGAUGGGAAAGUCCAGGAAGCUUUAAAAUUGUUUUGUGAAAUCUCAAGCAAAGGAUGUAAGCCAGACAUAUUUACAUUUAAUUCUUUAAUAUUUGGACUGUGCAAGGUUGAUCAAAUGGAAGAGGCAUUCAGAUUGUACCGUGAUAUGUUACUGGAGGGUGUUGUUGCCAACACUGUUACUUACAACACGUUAAUUAAUGCUUUCUUGACAAGAGGUGCGAUACAAGAAGCACUUAAGCUUGUAAAUGAAAUGGUAUUUAGAGGAUGCCCUCUCGACAAAAUAACCUAUAAUGGGCUAAUUAAGGCACUCUGCAAGGCUGGAGCUGUUGACAAGGCAAGGGGAUUGUUUGAAGAAAUGAUGAUGAAGGGACUUCAUCCUGAUAGUUUCUCCUGUAAUAUUUUGAUUAAUGGUAUGUGUAAAAGUGGCAAAGUAUAUGAUGCACUUGAGUUUCUACGAGAUAUGAUUCAUCGGGGUUUGAUGCCAGACAUAGUCACUUAUAAUAGCCUCAUAAAUGGUCUAUGCAAGAUGGGACACAUUUGGGAAGCUUUGAAUCUCUUUGAUAGAUUACAAGCUGAAGGGAUGUGUCCUGAUGUUAUUACUUAUAACACUCUGAUCAGUUGGCACUGCAAACAGGGAAUGAUUGAUGAUGCUUGUUUACUUCUACAUAGAGGCGUGAAUAAUGGGUUGAUACCAAAUCAUUGGACUUGGUAUAUACUGGUCAGCAACUUGUCUAAAGAAAGGGGAGAGGUGAAUCAGAGCUUUAUUGGUAUUGAUCGGGAGGAAUCUUAUUUUAGUUUCUUCUAGCCUAAUUCUUUUCAAAUACUAGAAUCCCUAUGGUAUUGCUUGGAUGUAUUCCUUCCGAAAGCAUUUAUGGUCAUGGUGAUUAGAGGUGGAUGUGGAGGUACUUCAUUAUGGUUUUAUGCCAGAAAAAAUGAUAUUCCAGAUAUUGAUUUGAGAUCUUUUGCACCGUGUUCGGGUUGGUGCUUGUGCCAAAAGCUGGCUGGCUGUCUCAGAUCACCCGUCGUCAGAGUUUUCUGCUGGUUGAGCCAGAACAAAUUCACCUUACAAUGUGAGAGGUUUAUGCUUACAAGGAGUGGGCAAGGGAUCAAGGUAACGAUUGUUCUUGGAAGCAUGAAGGACCAACAUUGAAACAAAGUCUUAGUCUAGGCAUCUCUAACAAAUAAAGGUUUUCUAGCGUUCUCCUUAGACGUUUUCAGCUUCCUUCAGUCUAGGCGAUCACUAUAUGCAUUAUCUUUCAUGAGGAAUCAUCCUUUGUAAUCCAUAGCCCAAGUAUUCUUUGGAAUCUUAAAUGUGUCAUAUCGAAGAUGUAACGCUCCUGUAAUACGAGACAAGGGAUAUUAAAGCGUUGACGGAUGCUUGAUAACUUCACCGUUAGGACUUGCGGCGUCGUAUGUUCGUCACUUGAUAGUGGUAAUGUGAGGAAAGGAAUGCUUGGAAUCUUGGCCAACUCUUGAAUGAUAAUUUGAUCUCUGUGUCACCUGUCAUUGUGUCAAUACUACUGUUAAGAGCCGAUCGAUGGCAUGUCAAAUGCGAUGUUUCAAUCAUGUUACAAAACCAAAACCUACCUUGUAAUUGUAGUUCUUGUACCAUGUACAAAAGGAACUCAUCCUAAAUCCAAAUACCGAUUGAGAAGUGA
Messenger RNA from Pyrus x bretschneideri (Chinese white pear), 3412 nucleotides. RefSeq names its product pentatricopeptide repeat-containing protein At5g64320, mitochondrial. Lineage: Eukaryota; Viridiplantae; Streptophyta; Magnoliopsida; Rosales; Rosaceae. The transcript is spliced from 4 exons. The record is from RefSeq and is a predicted model, not a curated record. Gene Ontology annotation, molecular function: protein binding. The coding region runs from base 361 to 2559 and encodes 732 amino acids.